AGCCAUCAAACCACCAUGGAUAUCAGAUCAGACUUCAGUCUAGGAGGAGGAGACGAUCAACAGUACACUAGCGCCGAGACUAACAGCAUGGCCAGGCAGAUGCUAUCUGAUACCAGUGAAAAGACACACGGGGUGUCUGUUGGUCAACAAACUGGAAACAAAACAAGGGAGAAACAACAUCAGUGUGAGGAGUGCGGCAAACAGUUCAGUCGACUGGGUCAUCUUAGGGGACACAUGCGGACUCACACAGGGGAGAAACCCUACAGGUGUGAGGAGUGUAGCAAGCAGUUCAGUCAGCUAUGUACCUUGAAGACUCACUUGCGGACUCACACAGGUGAGAAACCUUACAGGUGUGAGGAGUGCAGCAGGCAGUUCAGUCAGCUGGGUGAUCUGAAGAGACAUAUGCAUAUUCACACAGGGGAGAAAUCCUACAAAUACCAGUGUGAGGAGUGCAGCAAGUGGUUUGGUGCCCUGAGUGCCCUGAAGACACACAUGCGGACUCAUACAGGUGAGAAACCCUACAGGUGUGAGGAGUGCAGCAAGCAGUUUAGUCAGCGGGGUCAGCUAAAGAGACACAUGCUAACUCACACGGGAGAGAAACCCUACAGGUGUGAGGAGUGCAGCAGGCAGUUCCGUCAUCUGGAGAGUCUUGAGAAACACAUGCAAACUCACACAGGGGAGAAACCCUACUUGUGCGAGGUAUGCAGCAGACAGUUCAGUCAGCUGAGUAAUCUGAAGACUCACAUGCGGACUCACACUGGGGAGAAACCCUACAAAUGUAAGGAGUGUAGCAAGCAGUUCAGUCAUCUGGUUAGUCUUGAGAUACACAUGCGGACUCACACAGGAGAAAAACCCUACAUGUGUGAGGUAUGCGGCAGCCAGUUCAGAGAGCGGGGUAAUCUGAAGAGCCAUAUGCAGACUCACACAGGGGAGAAACCCCAUAGGUGUGAGGAGUGCAGCAAGCGGUUCUAUCAUCCGAAUCAUCUAAAGAAACACAUGCGGACUCACACAGGUGAGAAACCCUACAAGUGUAAGGAGUGCAGCAAACAGUUCAGUCUGCUGAACAUUCUGAAGUCUCACAUGCGAACUCACACAGGAGAGAAACCCUACAGGUGUAAGAUAUGUGGCAGACAGUUCAGUGAGCUGGGUAAUCUGAACAAACACAUGCGGACUCACACAGGGGAGAAACCAGUCCAUUUAACCACCAUGGAUAUGAGAUCGGACUUCAAUCUAGGAGGAGACAAUCAACAAUAUAGGAGCGCCAAGACCACAACCGGAAACAAAACAAGGGAGAAACAACAUCAAUGUGAGGAGUGCGGCAAACAGUUCAGUCGGCUGGGUCAUCUUAGGGGACACAUGCGGACUCACACAGGGGAGAAACCCUACAGGUGUGAGAGGUGCAGCAGGAAGUUCAGCAUGCUGAGUAGUCUGAAGACUCACAUGCGGACUCACACAGGUGAGAAACCUUACAGAUGUGAGGAGUGCAGCCGGCAAUUCAGUGAGCUGGGUAGUCUUGAGAAACACAUGCGGACUCACACAGGGGAGAAACCGUACAGGUGUGAGGAGUGCAGCAAGCAGUUUAGUCGGCUGAGUCAUCUGAAGUCUCACAUGCAGACUCACACAGGGGAGAAACCCUACACGUGUGAGGAGUGUAGCAGACAGUUCAGUCAUCUGUAUAGUCUUGAGAAACACAUGCAAACUCACACCGGGGAAAAACCCUACUUGUGUGAGGUAUGCAGCAGACAGUUUAGUCAGCUAGGUCAUCUGAAGACGCACAUGCGGACUCACACAGGUGAGAAACCCUACAGGUGUGAGGAGUGCAGCAAGCAGUUCAGUGAGCUGGCUAGUCUUGAGAAACACAUGCGGACUCACACAGGGGAGAAACCCUACAAGUGUGAGGUGUGCAGCAGGCAGUUCAGAGAGCGGAGUAAUCUGAAGACACACAUGUAUACUCACACAGGGGAGAAACCCUACAGAUGUGAAGAGUGCAGUAGGCAGUUCAGUCAUUCGAGUCAUCUAAAGAGACAUAUACGGACUCACACAGGGGAGAAGCCCUACAGGUGUGAGGAGUGUAGCAGGCAGUUCAGUCUGCUGAGUAGUCUGAAGAGUCACAUGCGGACUCACACAGGGGAGAAACCCUACAUGUGUGAGGAGUGUAGCAGGCAGUUCAGUCUGCUGAACUGA
Messenger RNA from Branchiostoma floridae (Florida lancelet), 2184 nucleotides. Its product is annotated as zinc finger protein 91-like. The coding region runs from base 16 to 2184 and encodes 722 amino acids. Gene Ontology annotation, molecular function: DNA-binding transcription factor activity; RNA polymerase II cis-regulatory region sequence-specific DNA binding. The record is from RefSeq and is a predicted model, not a curated record. Gene Ontology annotation, biological process: regulation of transcription by RNA polymerase II. The transcript has 4 exons. NCBI's taxonomy places the organism in Eukaryota, Metazoa, Chordata, Leptocardii, Amphioxiformes, Branchiostomatidae.